This is a messenger RNA of Oldenlandia corymbosa var. corymbosa, 717 nucleotides long. The record is from the annotation of a GenBank genome assembly. NCBI's taxonomy places the organism in Eukaryota, Viridiplantae, Streptophyta, Magnoliopsida, Gentianales, Rubiaceae.
AUGGCUAAUUCUCUCUUGGUAUACCUUUUCGCUUGCUGCGGCAUUUUCUUAGUCUUGGCCAAUGCACAAGCGCCAGCAGCUUCUCCGUCUAAUACUCCAAGUGCAACCGCCCCAGUUGCAACAACACAGCCACCGGUGACAGCAGUGACCCCAGCUAGUCCUGUAUCACCUUCAUCAUCACCUAAAGCAGCACCGGCCUCGAGCCCUAUCACACCACCACCACAACCUCCACAAAGUUCACCUCUUCCCAGUCCAACUCAACCACCAUCCGUUGUCUCACCGGCAUUAUCACCUGCUGCACCUCCACCGACUGUGACUCCUCCCACAACACCUCCUCCAGCACCAGCCCCAACUGCAGCAGUGCCAGCUCCGGCACCGACAAAAGAAGCUCCUGUACCAGCACCGGUUCCUCCACCUGAGGCCCCACCAACACCAGCCCCGGCACCGGCAGUCAAAUCACCUGCCCCAGCACCGGCUGUCACAUCACCAGCCCCAGCACCUGAAUCAGGACCUUCACCUGCACCAGCUCCACAUAAACACAAGCAGAAGAAGAAGAAGCACAAGAAGCAUCAUGCACCAGCACCAGCACCCUUACCCCCAAGCCCUCCUGCACCACCUACACCACCAGCUGAGGAAGCACCAGCACCGUCACCCACUCUUGAUUUGGUAACGGUCAUAAUGCUGAUAAUGAGUUAUCUUCUAUUUCAAAACAGAUAG